AUGAACUGGAAGCAACACAACUUUGGGGGAUUCGAGGGUCUGAAGGCAGGGGUCACGGUCAAGACCUUCUUGGAAGAACUGCAGAGGGCUUUUGGGGACUCCAAUGCAGAGCAAGUUGCUGCUGCCCGACUCAUGGCCCUGCGCCAAAACAAACGAUCCUUUGCGGACUACAUCUCCGACUUUGAGAUGUUGGCCGCGGAUGCGGGAUACAAUGUGGUUGACACCACCAAUGACAAGGGCAAAUACAAGAAGGGGGACCAAGACAAUAUCCUCAUCAAGUUCCUGGAGCGCGGACUCAGCAGCGAGAUCGCCAGUUGCCUUUACAACACGGGUGUCCCUCUGCCCAAGGCCUAUGGGGUGUUCAAAGCCUGGUGCAUCAACAUCGAAGCCAAUGCUCUGCGUGACCAGCUACGCAAGGCAUCCUACGGGCAUCCCACAACACGACCACCUCCCCAAUUCCGCCCGCAGGCGGCUCCAACAAUGCCUACACCUGCUCCGGCACAACCUGCCGCCGAUGAACCAGUUCCGAUGGAAAUCGACUGCACCAACGCCCGCAGCCGCAACAUCAUCUGCUACAACUGUCAGCAGCCUGGGCACAUUGCGCGGAACUGCCCGGAGCCAAGGAAGAAGUGCACGUUCUUCAAUCGGGCCAUGAUGCUAGAAGAGAUCGAGAACGGGGACAAGGACAACAAGUUCCUCAAGGAGAUCACCGAGAAGCUGCACGAGAAGGGUUUUUGA
Messenger RNA from Mycena citricolor, 738 nucleotides. NCBI's taxonomy places the organism in Eukaryota, Fungi, Basidiomycota, Agaricomycetes, Agaricales, Mycenaceae. The record is from the annotation of a GenBank genome assembly.